Messenger RNA from Dentiscutata heterogama, 747 nucleotides. The record is from the annotation of a GenBank genome assembly. NCBI's taxonomy places the organism in Eukaryota, Fungi, Glomeromycota, Glomeromycetes, Diversisporales, Gigasporaceae.
AUGGAAAAAAUUUGUGAAAUUGUACCUUCUCAAAAAGGAAUAAAUAAGAUUAAUAUCUGUGAUUAUUUGCUAAAAUUUAAUGAUCAUAAUCAUGCACCACAAGCCAGUAGUGCUGAAGUUGCAAGAAGUAUUGCUUUUAUAAGAGAUAGAGUUUAUAAAACCAAUGACCAACUGGCUCAAAUAAUCCAAAAACCAUCAUUAAUAUCCCAAAGGAAAUCUAUCCUUAUAUUAUCACAUAAUGCUUUCCUUGAUGAUAUUGAUAUUCCUGAUUCACUUAGUUCUACAUCAAGUAGAGAAGAUUUUUUAGUAAAAGAUUCUGUAAUUGAAGAUGAACGAAUUCUCUUGUUUACUACAAAAGCAAAUAUACAACACUUAUCUAGAUCAUCAUACUGGAUGAUGGAUAGCACCUUCAAAACUAUCCUGACUAUUUUUCGUCAAUUGUACACAAUCCAUGCUCCUAUCAAAGUAGGAAAAGACUCAAGAGUUCUCCCUCUUGUAUAUGCAUUGAUGACAAAAAAGUCUAAAGAAUUAUAUAGGGCACUAUUUCAAGAUUUAAUUAAAUUUGCCAAAGAAAAUAAUAUUUUAUUAAGGCCCACAAUUAUUCUUACAAACUUUGAACUUGCUGCAAUCAAUGCAUCACGUAUUGAGUUUUCUAAUAUUAACAAUAAGGUUUCACUUAGGACAAACAUUCUUACAGUUCCUGCAGCAUUUGAUGCUUUAAAGAAGGAUAUACCCACAAAUGCCUAG